Messenger RNA from Sphaerulina musiva SO2202, 2110 nucleotides. RefSeq lists its product as uncharacterized. Lineage: Eukaryota; Fungi; Ascomycota; Dothideomycetes; Mycosphaerellales; Mycosphaerellaceae. The transcript has a single exon. The record is from RefSeq and is a predicted model, not a curated record. Bases 34 to 1554 code for a protein of 506 amino acids.
CGACACGGCGCAAUCGAGAGACCACCGGACGGCAUGCAAACUCCCCCAGACAUCGAUGACUCGGGAGCCCGUCGGGAGGAUGCCGAACCCGACGACGACGACAACGUGGAGGUCCUCUCCGAUAGGGCAUUCGGGCGGAACCAUCGACGCCACCUGGAAUCCUCCACGUAUGCCGCUCGCACUACCACUCAGGACAAGCAAACCGCUCGACGCCAGAAGCGGGCUGCCAACAAGCAACAUCCUCCGGUGCUGACACCAGAGAGCGGACCUGAUGUCGCUCUGGUCCUACACAAGCCGUCCUCGGCCACGACGCGGCUGCGGGUGGAGCUGGUUGACAUGAUGGUCCGGACCCAUCGCAGUGAGAUCUGGUAUGACUUGCUCCCAGCUCGUAUCGGCCACAGCGAUGCCAUCGACUCUGCUGCCAAGGCUCUUAUCAAAGCCUCUGACCUGGCAUCGCGAAGGACCAAUGUGACUGAAGAGAGCUGCCUGAGCAGCUACAAUCGUGCCAUCACCUCCGUUCGGGAUGGCAUGAUCAAGUCUUCCAGUGGAGAUGACCUACUGUGUGCGGUGGCACUCCUGGUCAAUUUCGAGCGCCUGUUCUCGGGUUGGACUUCUGCACCGAUGCGCUCUCACAUGCAUGGCAUCAUGGCCAUCUUUAUGGCGCAGUCCAAGGGACCCCACAAGCCUCCGUCUGAGCUAACCCGUACCUUGGUCUACACUUUCUGGGCCGUGGGCUUCAUCGGGCCCUGCGUAAUGGGCACCGCAUCUCCUCUCGAGGUCCCACGCUACCUGGAUCUGGAACCGGUACCAUUCGCCAAAGACAAAAUGUCAUGUCCGUGGAGCGCAGUGGCGAAGUUGAGGAAACUGGGCAAUCAGCAGUUCAUCCGGUUGCCUCGUCUCAUUAUGCUAUUCAAAGGGGUCCAGAGUGGGAAGCAGCCCCAGGACCUGGAAGCUGCGGUAUUGCUCGCAAAAGAGCUCCUCGAGAUGCAUGAUGAUGCCGCCGAGACGGAGAUGCUGCACCAUGUGACAGUCCAGAAGGCUGAGGAAGACCCCAAGAUCGAGACCAUGCCUUAUCUUAUGAAGUUCACAACCAUGGGCGAGUUCGAAGCAGCAAUGCAUUACUGGUCCACGCAGAUCAUUCUCCUCCGCUUGUGUUGGCGAAUGAGCCGCCUGUUCUCGGCCAAGUAUGAAUCGCACGGACUCUGGUCGAAAUCGAGACUGGAAACUCAGAUAUCCCGAAUGAGUGCCAACGUGCUGAUGGCUGCACCGUGGGGCCUGAACAAAGGUGAGACGGGGCGAAGCUGCGAAGUACUGGAUCUUGUAGCAGUCUGGGGCGCUCUGAACGACUUUGAUGUGUUUGCAGCUCGCAAAUUGGCACCAGCCAAGGCACGAUCUUUACUGUUGUAUGCUGGACAGAUUGUAAUGGGCAUAUCGGGCGAGUCCGCUGCCGCGGAAUGUGCGGACAGACUCAGUGCCGCUGCUGAGCUCUUCAUUGGGGGACAGAGCUCUGGCAUCCUGGCGUUUACAUUCAAGAAAUCAGGUCCUUCGGGCUGAAGCGGCAACGACGUCCUGCGGAAAGGGGCCCGAUCCAUCGAACCAGCGCCUAGUGUGCGCAUACUCUGCAUACACCUUGGCAUAUAUGAAUGGUGAGUAGGAAUCCGAACCAAGCCCGGCCGGCCUAGCCGUGACGGCCAAAUGCCGACCUUUGACGAUCAUGUGUGCAAAGUCUUGAUGUAUGUGUCUGGGCUAGAAGCGACACGUCAGAUCAUGGCUAUCGAGGAUGUGGCGAGAUCGCACCCAGCACAGUCGCUACCUAAUCUAUCACAUCUGGUAUCUGUAUCGAAGCACCAACUGCAGAAUUACGUAGACAGACCGGGACAUAGGUGUUUCCAGUCGGGCAGCGUGUUGAGGUUCUCGGUGCGUUGUACCCUCUUGCGCUCCACAAAUCAUGUGACGGGGCAGGAGAUGUUAUCUGGAAGAAGUCGUGGUGUGUGACAGCAAUCCAUAACAUGAUUGAACUCUUGUCCAUCUUUGUUCACGAGGAGAUAUAGCUGGUGGCUUGCUGGAAGCGACGUGAUGACUUGCAGAUAGUGUGACUUACUAAUUCCCC